Messenger RNA from Amoebophrya sp. A25, 2002 nucleotides. The record is from the annotation of a GenBank genome assembly. Lineage: Eukaryota; Dinophyceae; Syndiniales; Amoebophryaceae.
GCUCAAAAUUGCAAGCAUGAGUAGCUGAGAAAACCAAAAUAUUUUCAAACUGCAUGAAAAGCGGUUGAGAUCAUCAAGAAAAUCAAGAGAUCACCUUCGACGAGUCUUAUAUUCAAUCGUCGCAAAGAGUCAGGGGAACAGAUCAUAAUACAAAACGGCAGCUUGAUCGUGCAAACUUUGAAAUCAAUAGAAUGGCGUUUAAUAGUAGGAGGUAAGGUAAAUUGAUGAAAAGUGUACAACGCGUUUGGAAUAUUCGCGCUGAAUUGUUGGCCUAAAAACUUUGACUUUCUGCAACCAAACAACAGCAGUUUUUUUAUCGCGUUUCUUUGCAUGUUUAGUUUACCUCCGUAACAAAAACCAGACGAUUAUUGUUCAUCUUCUUACUGCUUCUCCAUCAUCAGGUUCUAGGAAUCAUCGUAAAACGAGAGGACUUAGUAGAGAAAACAAGAAAAAAUGUAUACCUCAACGAAAACGUAUCCGGGCAUCCAGCCCAUCUAUUCGCAGAAUUUUCUGCUUAGAGCUGCUCUGUCCGCAAUAGCAGGCAUCGCCUUAGGCAUCACGAUUUCGCUCAUUGUCAACUGCACUCUCUUGGAGAUUUCUCUCAAUGCCUUCUUCGCGACAUAUUUCGGCAUUCUCUUCUGCGCAGUAGGCUGCAUCAUUCUCUGGAGACUGAGGCAGCAGGAAGUGUCAAACACGGCCCAUCCUAGUUCCAGCGACGAAGCGGAUAUGAGAAGAAAAAGACACUUGACCUACUUUAGCUACUUGGUCAUAGUAAGCGGUAUCCUGUGCUUCAUGCUGGAAAGGGAUUGGUACUUCCGAAUGUCACCGUUCACGAAGGUGCCAUUGUACUCGAUAUUGGGAAUCUCAGUGUCGUUUGCGCUGACGUUCUCCGUCAUUGACCUCGUCAACUACACAUUAUGAAUGGAUAUGGAUGAUGAAAUAAUUAUAAUAAAAGCAUGUUGUAGACUGCAACUGCUAGUACUAGUUGUAGGGUUACUAGAAGUUAGCACUUCACGAAAGGUGAAUGUGCGUUCCUAUGUAACCCCAUGUCUUCACUCAUAAUGAUCCUGAUUCGAAUCGUCCCCAAGCAAAGCCUCCUCUUUCAUACUCCGUCGGCCUCGUCCAAGGCAACACGAUGGCGCGACCAAUCGUCGAAAGUCCGAACCAGAUCCACGUAGUGCUGAUUCUAGCCUUCGUUAUGGGUGCAACUUUCGGUUGCAUCUUCGGCAUGAUGCAGGUAGCAAGCGCAGAUACGUACAAAAUCCGACUUUCGCUUUUGCGAGUGGAGCACUAUUGUUACCAAUUGGGAGGUCUACUUGGCGCAGUAGGAGGCGUGGCGAACGAGUACUUGAGGCACAUCGAAGUGGUGUACUCACCUGUGUCCCUGGAGUUUGAUGAUGACAUAUGAUCGAAAAAAUCUCCGCUGGCAUAUUUGAGAGGAACUCCUGCCCCCUUCACCGGUGUCGGGCACAAAAUUAACCCUGGGGACAACCGGUACUACUUAUCUAUUCAGAGCUCGACUUAUUGUCGUUUUGGUUUUGUCAUGUUUUUUGUUUUUGAAUAUUGCGAAUACAACGAACAGAAGUUAUAUUUGAGACAAUGUCGAUCAUCUCUAUGAGGUAGAGGAUCAAGAUAAAGAUCAUCAAUUCUCAUGAUAGCCAUCUUAAAAACAGGCAUCCCCGGAAAUGAUCUGAAUGUCGGCAGCCGCUACAUCCUAGAUGCGUUCGGCGAGAGUUUAUGCUGCCGCAUUAUUCGAAAAAACCCUGGAGUUCAGAAAAAAACGUUAACGCUUAGUAGAGCACAUCUUCAUCGUUCCGAGUCCAACAGUGAUGGUCAUCGAGAUCAUUGACAAUAAUGACUCAUGACAAUGCUGCACACUACAAACUCAAUAAUCCACAUGCCCCGCCUAGAUUAUCGUGCUAUUGCAAAGUUUGUUGUAGGCUUACGCGCAAGUCAGACAACCCCUAUUUUAUCAAGUAAUUAUAAGCGGAAACAACUACAC